Colossoma macropomum (tambaqui) is the source of this 1093-nucleotide messenger RNA. It is a transcript of the gene clic2, whose product is annotated as chloride intracellular channel 2. The transcript has 6 exons. Gene Ontology annotation, biological process: chloride transmembrane transport; negative regulation of ryanodine-sensitive calcium-release channel activity. The record is from RefSeq and is a predicted model, not a curated record. NCBI's taxonomy places the organism in Eukaryota, Metazoa, Chordata, Actinopteri, Characiformes, Serrasalmidae. The coding region runs from base 184 to 918 and encodes 244 amino acids. Gene Ontology annotation, molecular function: chloride channel activity.
UCAAGCCUGAAGGAGCAGAUACCCAAAGAGUCAGCUCAGGCUUCAGCGAGCUCCCACACAAGUACAUCACAACUAUUUUAUUCAGGACUUCUUUUUUUGUGCUUCAGGAGGAGUUUUUCCACUCAGCUUCAGCUCAUUUGUGGGAUAACUUCUGGAUUAACUGGCAUCUCACUUACAGAAGAAAUGGCCCUGCGACAGAACUCGGAUAAAGAACCAAUCAUUGAGCUCUUCAUAAAGGCUGGCCAUGAUGGAGAGAACGUGGGGAACUGCCCGUUCUGUCAAAGUCUUUUCAUGGUGCUGUGGCUGAAAGGAGUCAAAUUCACAGUGACCACAGUGGACAUGAGGAAGAAGCCUGAGGAGCUGAAAGAUUUAGCCCCAGGGACAAACCCUCCUUUCCUCCUAUACAAUGGGGCCCUGAAAACUGACUUCAUUAAGAUCGAAGAGUUCCUGGAGACAACCCUCGCCCCACCCAGAUACCCUCACCUCAGUCCACUCAACAAGGAGUCGUUUGAUGUGGGUGCUGACAUUUUUGCCAAGUUUUCUGCUUUCAUCAAGAACAGUCCAAACAACAGCAUACAAGAGCAGGCUUUGCUGAGGGAGUUUAAACGUCUGGACAUCUAUCUGAACACGCCGCUCCCAGAAGAGAUUGACCACAACUCCAGAGAAAACAUUACUGUCUCUGAGAGAAAGUAUCUCGACGGCAACCGCCUGACGCUGGCAGACUGCAACUUGCUGCCCAAACUGCAUGUGAUCAAGGUUGCAGCCAAAAAGUACUGUCACUUUGACAUUCCUGCCCACUUCACUGGAGUACAUCGCUACCUGCAGAAUGCUUAUGAGAGAGAGGAGUUCAGCCAGACGUGCCCCGCUGACAUUGAGAUUGAGAAAGCCUAUCUGAGCGUGGCCAACAGGAGAUCAUAGUCAGACACCGAAUGGGAACAUUUCUACAACCUCUAUACACGGGACGCGGAGGAGGCCAUUCAGAUUUAUCUCUGUAAAUACGUAUAAAUCAAAGUGUUUAAAAGAAUACUCCAGCUUUUUUCAACCGUGUCAGGUCAAAUAUCAUUUCAACAUUCCCCAAUACUUAACAACAGGA